GAAUCUGUCUAUGGUGGUAUUUUGACAAACGAUAUUAGGAAAGAACAUUGGAAUUUGAAAAAUUUUUGUAGAAAUUAAUUCUGAAAAUAAAAUUAUGGAACCAUAAAAGUUUUAUAAUAGGGGAGAAGCAUUUCAUGCGAAAAACACUCACAGUUGCCUUCCUAUUAAUAAUAAUAGUCUCAAUUAUGGCUUGGAGAUCCCAUGGAAAAACUAAUUUGGAACUGGUUAGGAAUUUGAGAGCAAAUGGCAUCAUCAAAAGCGAUAAUGUGGAAAAUGCAAUGCUCUCAGUUGAUAGAAGUCAUUAUUGUAAAAACAAUGCUUAUAUAGACCAACCCCAAAGUAUUGGUUAUGGUGUUACCAUAAGUGCACCUCAUAUGCAUGCACAUGCAUUGGAAUUAUUAAAAGAUCAAUUGACCAAGGGUACAAGAGCCUUAGACGUUGGCUCUGGCAGUGGUUACCUUACUGCUUGUAUGGCGCUAAUGAUGGGUGAAAAAGGUGUUGCGGUAGGUAUAGAUCAUAUUUCUGAGUUAGUUGAAACAUCAAAAAUGAACAUUAUGAAGGAUAAUCCUGAAUUACUUGAAACUGAACGAGUGAAACUUAUAACUGGCGAUGGUAGAAAAGGCUAUUCAGAAAUGGCUCCAUAUGAUGCAAUCCAUGUAGGGGCAGCAGCUCCUACUUUACCUGCAGACUUAGUAUCACAAUUGAAGGUUGGUGGACGACUAGUCAUUCCUGUGGGCCCUUCAGGAGGUGAUCAGCAAUUGGAACAAAUAGAUAAGUUGGAGGAUGGUUCGAUAUCAAGAAAAAUUUUGAUGGGUGUAGUCUAUGUUCCGUUAACGGAUAAAUCAAGACAAUGGCCCAAUAUCAAUUGACUUAAAAAGGGUUCACUAAUAUUUUUUGUGAUUAUUGUCUUAUGGAUUCUGAAGAAAUUUAUUGUUCAGUUGCUGUAUCCAUAAUUUUGAUUGGUUAGUUGAAUUUAUUUAAUUUUGAUUAUAUAUUUUAAAUAACUGUGAUUUGUGCUAACUCCGCUUAGUUUCUGCUUUACCUGAAAUGUAUGAAAGAAGAGUAUUAAACAAAUCUAUGUUAAAAGAUGUUAUGAAUCAAAUUAAAGACAUAACAUUCAAAUUUA
Messenger RNA from Harmonia axyridis, 1126 nucleotides. RefSeq names its product protein-L-isoaspartate(D-aspartate) O-methyltransferase (gene Pcmt). NCBI's taxonomy places the organism in Eukaryota, Metazoa, Arthropoda, Insecta, Coleoptera, Coccinellidae. Bases 135 to 869 code for a protein of 244 amino acids. Gene Ontology annotation, cellular component: cytoplasm. Gene Ontology annotation, biological process: protein modification process. The transcript has 4 exons. The record is from RefSeq and is a predicted model, not a curated record. Gene Ontology annotation, molecular function: protein-L-isoaspartate (D-aspartate) O-methyltransferase activity.